Brugia malayi is the source of this 2514-nucleotide messenger RNA. It is a transcript of the gene Bma-rbf-1, whose product is annotated as C2 domain containing protein. Gene Ontology annotation, biological process: exocytosis; intracellular protein transport. NCBI's taxonomy places the organism in Eukaryota, Metazoa, Nematoda, Chromadorea, Rhabditida, Onchocercidae. Bases 1 to 2514 code for a protein of 837 amino acids. Gene Ontology annotation, cellular component: membrane; synaptic vesicle. Gene Ontology annotation, molecular function: small GTPase binding. The transcript has 17 exons. The record is from RefSeq and is a predicted model, not a curated record.
AUGUUGAAAAGCGGUUGGAGUGUUCGUACAGCUAAUGCACGAUCACCAACAAAUGCAAAAAAGAAUGGAAUAACAGAUUCGGAGAAGAAGCAUAUCACGGACGUCUUAGCACGAGCUGAAGAAAGACGAUUACGUGAACAGCAAAGGAUAGGUCGUAUGAUUGAUAGAUUAGAAAAGUUAAAAGCCCGAGCAACGGGUAAUGGUAUUACUCAAUGUUACCUAUGUUCCACAGAUUUCGGUUUACUUGGACCAAGAAGUUAUGCUGCUAUGUGCUUGCAAUGUCGACGGUAUGUAUGUCAAAAAAAUUGUGGAGUGGAUGGAUAUGAUUACGUACGACGUGAAAAUAUCUUUCUAUGCAAAAUAUGCAGCGAGUACCGUGAGGUAAUGUGGAAGAAAUCUGGUGCAUGGUUUUAUAAAGAAAUACCGGAAUAUAUUAAGCCAAUAGAGGAUCCGGAAUUACAUUCACCAUUACACCAUCCGAAAACUUCCUGGCAGCAUUAUACGAAACCGGAAACAUCAAAUUUAGCAUUUUUAUCUAAGAAACCACAACAAACACGAAAAGAACAAUACAGUUCAACAAUAUUUCAUCGUAGUCGAAUAAAUCCAUCAUGGUUACUACAUCGAAAAGUACGCCUAUCAUUGAGUAAUGGUUACGGGUCGGAAGAUGAAAAUGCCGAUAAUUCAGCAUCUGAAGAAACGCGAACAUUCUUGAAUGAAAAUUUUCAAAUGAUACCAUCAAAUGUCGCCUCAAAUCAUCAUAGCAGAAUUUCAAAACGAAAAGAAGGACAAGAUGUGACAUCAAUUAUUCAUAGAUUUGCAACUAGUGAUCGAAAAAGAAUUACUAAUAAUGAGAUAAAUGAAUCACAUCAUGCAACGCCAUCAACAUCACCAAGACAUUCACCAGUAUCAUCAUAUGGUGAUGACUUAUCACAGAAUCAAUCAUCAAUUCUAGCAUCAGAAUCAAUCGAUUCUGGAGUUGUACCAAGUGAUCAUUCAGUGCGAUUAUCAAAAAUUCCCGCUUCAGCUAAUCUGAUAAAUCCGAAUGGAAUGCUAAUAAUGGAUAACACUGAUAAAGAAAAUGGCAAACAUAUCAAACAUUCAAGCUGUCCUCAAGCAGUAGCAUCAAUUGACAUUCACAAAAUAUUUCCAUCAACCGAAUUGCAUACAAUUUUGGAUCAACAAUUUCCCUCACAAACAUAUGGAAAAAAAUACUUCAAUCCAACACAACAAACAAGAUCCGAUAAAUAUUGUCAACCGGAUCAAUUUUUGGCAUUUUCUUCAAGUCCGGCAAGUCCAUCCGGAACAAUGCUAAUGACAGAUUUACAAUCGAAACAGCAAAUUUUGAAUCAAGAAUUUACUGCCAGUUCUGCAUCAUCCAUUUCAUCAGCUCAAAAAUCAAUUAUGUCACUUGAAAGUCUUCCAACAAAUCUGGAACAAAUUAAAACGAAAGAAACAAUAGCUUUUGGCAAAUUUUCUUCGGAUGAUCGUAAAAUGGAUGUACAAAUGUGGCAGAACAAAACUGAAAUUCCAAUGCAACUACCAAUGAAAGGUCUGUCAACUACCAGAUCAGCAAUUUGUUUACAGUCGUCGGUUGCUACCGAACCGAUCUUAAGGAAUCAGACAGUACGUCAUGCUAUUUCCGGCAACGAUAUUAUUGAUUUACAGAAUUCUGAUUCCGGUAUGCGUGGAACAAUUCAAUUUACGCUUCGGUAUUCUGCGCAACAAAUGAAACUCUGUGUUCGACUUACCGGUGCUAAAAAUUUGCGUGCAAUGGAUAAAAAUGGUCUUUCUGAUCCUUAUGUUAAAUUGUAUUUAAUUCCUGGAGCUUCUAAAGCAACAAAAAUGGUUAGUAAAACGAUUGAAAAAACAUUAAAUCCAUUUUGGAACGAAGAAUUUACAUAUUAUGGUGUUACGGAUGAAGAUCAAUUAAAUAAAUCACUGCGAUUAUUGGUACUCGAUCGUGAUCGGAUAGGUUCUGACUUCUUAGGAGAAGUUCAUGUUCCACUGAAGAAUCUCAAAAAUGAGGAGGAAAAAUUUUACAACUUAUGCUUGGAGCAUGCAAUAUUGGCAAAAGAUGUAAAUGUUAGCAAUGAACGUGGAAAAAUUUGCUUAAGUUUAUUGUAUAACGUACAACAAGGCUCACUUCACGUCACGAUUAAACGUUGCGCUGAGCUUUUAGGCAUGGAUAAAACUGGUUUCUCUGAUCCGUACGUGAAAGUCUCAUUACUUCCUCUUACCAAUAAAGCUCAUAGACAAAAAACAUCAACAAAAAAACGAACGUUAAAUCCGGAAUACAAUGAGAAGCUAACAUUUGUGAUACCUUUCAAAGAUUUACCGAAAAAGACACUUCAAAUUGAUGUUUUUGAUAAAGACGUUGGAAUGCAUGAUGAUUACAUUGGAAGUAUCCUAUUGUCAACAUCUGCUAAAGGUGAACGUCAAAAGCAAUGGAAUAGUUGUAUUCAAAAUCCUGGCUAUGAAUUCGAACGAUGGCAUAAAUUAGAAGUCAUUGAAUGA